Aureobasidium melanogenum CBS 110374 is the source of this 201-nucleotide messenger RNA. RefSeq lists its product as uncharacterized. The transcript has 2 exons. Bases 1 to 201 code for a protein of 66 amino acids. The record is from RefSeq and is a predicted model, not a curated record. Lineage: Eukaryota; Fungi; Ascomycota; Dothideomycetes; Dothideales; Saccotheciaceae.
AUGUCGUUUUGCUCUGGUUUCCGCACCCUCUUCUCCUGCUUCGGCAGCAGCAACAACAACAGCAGCAACAAGGGCCUGGCCAGCCCCGUCAAGAUCAGCGGCCCCCGGUGCUUCACGCACAAGAAGACCGGGAACCCCAACAUCCCGCUGCGUGCCUUUGUGAGCACGCCACCUCCCUACGUCCAGCCCGAGCGCCCUUAA